CCAAGUAGUCAGUGUGGAUGUUGGGAAGACAGUAAACAUUACCCUGUAGGCUCGGAGUUCUGGACUGAUGAUACCUGUUCCACUAAAUGCAGAUGUCCCUCUGCUGGUGGUAGUUUAGUGUGCAAUUCUGCUUCAUGUGCACCUGGCAAAUACUGUGGUGUAACAAAUGGGGUUCUUGACUGCUUUGAUCUCACAUUUGGUAACUGUGUAACUUGGGGGGAUCCUCAUUACCACACCUUUGAUAAAGAAGUUCAUCACUUCAUGGGAAUAUGCACAUAUACUCUCUCCAAGCUUUGUACCAAUGCCACGUCUCUGCCAUAUUUUAAUAUUGAGGCAAAGAAUGAACAUCGUUAUGGGAAUCCAACUGUAUCAUAUAUUCAGAAAGUUAUGGUGGAUGUCUAUGAUCACAAAAUAACCAUUGUUAAAAAUGAGCCUAGUCGAGUUUUGGUGGAUGGUAUCUGGACAAAUCUUCCAGUUAUUUUGGCCAAUGAGUCUCUGACAGUGAAGCAAAGUGGUCGAUAUGUUAUUCUGGAGACUGAAUUCCAUCUCAUAGUCUCUUAUGACACUGACCAUACAGUGGAUGUGAAGAUCGCAACUACAUAUUUUAAUCAAACCUGCGGAAUGUGUGGCAACUUUAAUGGCAUCCAACAUGAUGACUUUAUGAUGCCCAAUAAACAGCUGGCUCAGAACUCAAAUCAGCUGGGAGACAGCUGGAUGGUGGAAUAUGAGGAUCCAUUAUGUAAUACAAUUGUUCCUACACCUCCACCACCAUGUCCACCAGAGACAGAGGAACUCUAUUCAAACAAUCAGUUCUGUGGUUUGUUAACCAGCAAAGAUGGUCCUUUCAAGGCUUGUCACCCAGUAAUCAGCCCACAGCACUUCUUUGACAGUUGUAUAUUUGAUCUAUGUGCACUUGGUGCUGGCAGUUUAUGUAAAGCAUUGGAAGCUUAUGCUGAUACCUGUCAAAGAGCAGGAGUCACCCUUGCUUGGAGAAACUCCACAUUCUGUCCCAUCCCAUGUCCUGCCAACAGUCACUACAAUCCUUGUACCAGUGCUUGUCCAGCCACAUGCUUGGACCAGAGUGCUCCGAGUGACUGCAAUAAGCCUUGUACUGAUGCUUGUGAAUGUGAUAAUGGCUUUGUGCUCAGUGGACACGUUUGUGUUCCUGUCAGUGAAUGUGGAUGUUUUUACAAUGGUAAAUACUAUCAGGUGAGUUUUGCCAUGUUUAAUUAUCCUUUGAAUAAUGUUAUUGGGUUUUUAGAAAUAGUAUAUUGGAAAACAGUAAAUUAGAAGAAUACAUUAAAACAGAAACAAUAAGCAUGGAAACCCUGCAAGUAGAAAAUAGCAUCCUCUUACCUCUAAAAGGUGCAGCUGCAGGCAUCAUCCUGACUACUUCUACGACAACUACCACAAGACCUAUUACUCCAGGCCCACUGCCACCAGGAUCCUGUGAGAUUAGUGGCGAUCCUCAUUACUACACCUUUGACAAUCAGGUGCACCAUUUUAUGGGCACUUGCAUCUAUACAUUAUCUAAACUCUGUGAAGUUGAUGGACACCUGACAGAAUUCAAUGUUGAAGCAGCCAAUGAGCACAGAGGAGGCAAUACCAGGGUGUCUUAUAUCAGUUAUGUCAACACUGAUAUAAAUGGAUACAGGAUUACACUGGAGAAGAACAGAAAUGUCAAAGUAAACAAAAUUGCAGUAACCUUACCAGUAGCUCUACAUCCAAACAUUAACAUCUUCCUUAGUGGACAUGAUGUACUGGUGACAACAGCUUUUGGUGUAAGUGUGCGGUUUGAUGGAAACCAUAGAGUGGUGGUGAAUAUUCCUGGGGAAUAUGCCAACAAAGUAUGUGGAAUAUGUGGAAAUUUCAAUGGAAACCAAACUGAUGACUUCUUAAACCCAGAUGGAGAAUUAGAGCCAGACUCUAACAGUCUUGGUAACAGCUGGCAGGUGGACAAUGACACAAGUUGUAGAUCUGAAUCUGAACAUGAACCAAGCUGUACUGUUGAUGAAAAGAAUACCAUUUCCAGCAUCAGUUUCUGCGGAAUGAUAACUGAUAAGGAGGGUCCAUUCAGUGACUGCCAUGGUGUUGUAAACCCAGUGAUCUAUUUCGACAACUGUGUCUAUGACUUGUGUGAACUAAACCUAGAUCCAAGGGCCUUGUGUGAUAGUCUUCAGUCCUAUGCACAGUCCUGCCAGUCUCAUGGAAUAACACUAGGUCCCUGGAGGAAUGCCUCUUUCUGCCCUCUGAAGUGUCCACAAAACAGCCAUUUUGAGGUCUGUGGAACAGCCUGUCCAUCUACUUGUGUCAAUCCAGGUUCAUCAAUAAACUGUCAUCUCCCCUGUACAGAAUCCUGUGUCUGUGAUCCUGGCUAUGUCCUGUAUGAUAAGAGAUGUGUCCAAAGCCACCAAUGUGGAUGCUGGGAUAAUGACAAGCAUUAUCCUGUUGGCUCAGAGUUCUGG
Molecule: messenger RNA, 2465 nt
Organism: Staurois parvus
Lineage: Eukaryota; Metazoa; Chordata; Amphibia; Anura; Ranidae
Source: the annotation of a GenBank genome assembly